AUGUCUCUACCAGAAGCUUACCAAUAUGAGAUCCAAGCUCUCAACCGGCAGGUUCUGCAAACCUGUCCUUCCGAUAUCCUCCAGUUCUGCGCCGACUUCUUCAACUCGCGACUAGCAUCCGAACGAGCGGCGAGCAUUUCCAUCUUCCGCGACCGAGGCACUCCCUCGCCAAGAUUCUCUCCGUCGCCCACUAGCAACUUUGCAAUGAUGUCUAGCCAAUUCUCAAGCCCUUUUGGGGCCAAUGCCAACCCCUUUGGAGGCAACACGUCGCCCAUGGCAUCCAACGUGAUGCACCGUGUCGUUGAGGAGGAUGAAAACGACCAUUUGGCCCCCGGCGCCCCCUUGUUCUCAGGAGCAUUUGGGGGGGACGCAUCUACCGAGGCUCCACCGACCUUGAGAGCCCCCCCUACUACCGAUAGCUAUCCGGCACAGUACAACUUUUCACGUCGGACGUCCGUUUCAGCAGAGUCGCUGAAGCCGAGCGCCGAUAGCUACGACAACUGGACCCCUCCGUUUACCGAAAAGACCCCCGAGCAGGUUGAGCGACUCAAGCAUGCCAUCGAGGGAAAUUUCCUCUUCAGCCACUUGGACGAUGAACAGAGCGCGCAGAUUUUGGGUGCUCUUGUCGAGAAGCCCAUUCCCGCCAGGGGCAUCAAGGUGAUUAGCCAGGGCGAUGCCGGUGACUACUUCUACGUGGUUGAGCGAGGCUCGUUUGACGUCUACGUCAACCCCUGCGGCUUUAUUGAGCCUGGCCCGGAUGGACUGGGCUCCAAGGUCAGCACCAUUCAGGCCGGCGGCUCCUUUGGCGAGCUUGCUCUCAUGUACAACGCGCCCCGUGCGGCAACCAUUAUCUCUGCCGAGGGAAGUUGCACUCUGUGGGCUUUGGACAGAGUGACAUUCCGUCGUAUCCUCAUGGAGUCGACCUUUGCUCGGAGACGGAUGUACGAGAGCUUCUUGGAGGAAGUCCCCAUCCUUUCUUCGCUCACUCCCUACGAACGAUCCAAGAUUUCAGAUGCCCUCGAAACUCAAAAGUUUGCUCCAGGAGACGUCAUUAUCCACGAAGGUGACCCCGGCCACUCCUUCUACCUUCUUGAGAGUGGUGAGGCAGACGCAUUCAAGGGAACCGAAAAGGUGCUGUCGUACAAGAAGGGCGACUUCUUUGGCGAGCUGGCGCUGCUUAACGAUGCCCCGCGAGCCGCUAGUGUCGUGGCUUCGACAGAUGUCAAGGUGGCUACGCUGGGCAAGAAUGCAUUCCAACGGCUCCUGGGCCCUGUCGAGGGUCUCCUCCGAAGGACGAGAUAUCAAGGCGUCAAGACGGGCGUGGAAGAGAUGGACCCCCUGCAGCAGGAGUAAGCUGCCAACGAAGGAGCGAGCAUCCUUACGAGUACGGUUGUAUCGUUUUCAGGGUGUAUAAUGUCUGCACGGGUAUAAGUUACAGGUGUGGUGAUGACGCUAGCAGUUUAAGAGGCAGGAUUUUCUGGACAUGAAAAGGGUACCGAGCAUAGAUGGGCUCCACAGAUCGGUUCUACGGGAGUGACGGGAGCAGGCUGGGGCAUUGGCAAAAGGGUUGCAUUUUUACAUGGCCGAUUGCGAAUUCGUGCAAACGACUGCUCGCUUUAUCGGAGGCCCUAUGUAACGGGCACGGCUUACCGGCGUUUUCGGGAUACUCUUUGUUUUGCUUUUUUAUUUUUAUUUCCCCCCUAACAUCACCACCCUCGUUAUUAUCCCUCACUAUGAGACAUUGUCUAUUUGAGCAGAUACCUUGUUUGAUACCGUUAUCAAUGCGACUAAUAUCUCUUGAGGGCUGACUUUGGGUGAUCACUCAUUCUGAUAUCACCGUAAUCCCCUUUCCCCCACCUACUUUCAUUAUUGUUUUGUUACAGGAAAAGAAUAUAUUGUACCUC
This is a messenger RNA of Trichoderma virens Gv29-8, 1904 nucleotides long. RefSeq lists its product as uncharacterized. The coding region runs from base 1 to 1353 and encodes 450 amino acids. Gene Ontology annotation, molecular function: cAMP-dependent protein kinase regulator activity. Gene Ontology annotation, biological process: regulation of protein phosphorylation. The transcript has 2 exons. The record is from RefSeq and is a predicted model, not a curated record. Gene Ontology annotation, cellular component: nucleus; cAMP-dependent protein kinase complex. Lineage: Eukaryota; Fungi; Ascomycota; Sordariomycetes; Hypocreales; Hypocreaceae.